ACACGCAGCCUGAUAUAGUGAAGUGACAAGCUGGCAUUGGAAUAAAAGCUAACACUCAUUAGAUGCAUCCUCCACAAAACUAUAUUAUUAAUUAAAUCCUUCUUUACAUGUUCACAAGUCGGACGAAAAUGUUUUUACCAGAUCACGCCAAAGUUGAACCUUGAACCUGCAUAUCAGCACCACCCACCCACCCAACCCGCUAACCAACCCCUUGCCUCCACUCUUGGUGGUGGAUAUAUCCUUUAUGCAGUUCAAAAGUUGAGGAAUUAAUUAUUCUUGUUAUUAGAUUCAUGUCUACUUUCAGAGAGAAUGAUAGUGAAGAAAAAGAGCAAUGUUGUGAAGAGCGAAAAUCAAGAUUUGUGAGUCUCAUCCGUCAGUACUCCCUUGAACUGUCUCACACUAUGCGUGGUUUCAAGCUCAAAGAGCGUUGUAAGACUAAUCAAGUCCAUGCUUACAACCCAUACCCAUCUGAAACUUCAAGUAGUAACCCUUUUCCUAUUGCCACAACAUCCAAGCUUCACUACCCUACAAUCAACUCCAUUUUGGCAGAAUCUCCUGCUACUGUUUCACUUUCAACAACUGAGUCUUUUCUCCCCUAUGGGCUUCCAAGAACCGAUUCUUUUGAGCCCCCAGUUGAACUUUGUCUCAAAUCUGUUGAUUUUGUUGAAUCUUUAGCUGAGCUCUACCGUAAACUUCAGAUUACCCAAGAUUUUAACAAAUCUUUGGUUCAUUUAGAACAGUAUGCUCUGUUGUACAGCCUUGGUGAUCCAAAGUUGCUGCGUAGGUGUCUUCAAUCGGCUCGUCAACAUGCGGUUGAUGUGCAUUCGAAGGUAGUUUUUUCAGCAUGGUUGAGGUUUGAGAGGAGAGAGGAUGAGUUGAUAGGAUCAUCAGCGUUGGAUUGUAUUGGAAGAGUACUUGAAUGCCCCAAGGCUGCUUUGUUACAUGGCUAUGAUCCCAACUCAGUUUUUCAUCAUUGUCAAUGUCAUGGAGCAGCUAAUGAGAUCUCUGAUUUUCGUAUCUCAGAUGGAAAUAAUUUUCUCACCUCAGAGAAGGAUGGCAUUGUUUACUUCUGCAUAGGCAACGAGGAAGUCAACUGUAUUCGAGGUAAAAUUGCAGCUCUGUCUGGUCCAUUAAGAUCAAUGUUAUAUGGUGAUUUCAUUGAGUCUGAUAAGCAAAGAAUUGAUUUUACAUACAUUGGUAUAUCUGUGGAGGGAAUGAGAGCUGUAGAUUUCUUUAGUAGGACAAGAAGAUUAGAUUCUUACCCACUCAACAUACUUCUGGAGCUUCUUUCAUUUGCAAACAGAUUCUGUUGUGAGGAAAUGAAAUCUGCUUCUGAUUGUUACAUGGCGUCUUUGGUUUCUGAUAUUGAUGAGGCGUUGGUUCUUAUUGAUUAUGCUCUGGAGGAGAGAGCACAUCUGCUUGUCACUUCUUGCUUGCAGCUUAUACUAAGAGAGCUUCCAGGUUACUUGUACAAUCCAAAGGUUCUGAACAUAUUUUGUAGAUCUGAGGCUAGGGAUAGACUUGCCACAGUUGGGCAAGCUUCUUUCCUGUUAUAUUAUUUCCUUAGCCAGGUAGCAAUAGAAGAUAACAUGAUGUCCAAAGUUACAGUUAUGUUGUUGGAGAGGCUGAAGGAGUGUGCUAGUGAAAGAUGGCAAAAGGCACUAGCUUUGCAUCAACUUGGGUGUGUGUUGCUAGAAAGGAAGGAUUAUAAAGAAGCUCAACAUUCUUUUGAGAUGGCAAUUGAGGCUGGUCAUAUUUAUUCAAUUGUAGGUGUUGCACGAGCUAAAUUCAAGCAAGGGCAACAGUUUUUGGCUUUUGAGCUAAUUAAUGGUAUUAUUUCGGAGUAUACACCUACAGGGUGGAUGUACCAAGAGAGGUCUUUGUACAGCUUAGGCAAACAAAAGAUUUUGGAUGUUAAUGAUGCCACCAGAUUGGAUCCCACCCUUUCUUUUCCUUACAAAUACAGAGCCAUUGUGAUGGUAGAACAGAGCCAGAUUGAGGCUGCUAUUGUUGAGAUAAAUAGAAUUGUUGGUUUUAAGGUCUCUCCGGACUGCCUUGAACUGCGGGCUUGGUGUUUUAUUGCACUUGAGGAUUAUCCAUCUGCUAUAAGUGAUAUCCGAGCAUUGUUGACUCUAGAACCAAAUUAUAUGAUGUUCUGUGGGAAAAUGAGGGCUGACCACCUGGCUGAGCUUCUCAGUUUGCAUGUUCAGCCAUGGAGUCCUGCAGAUUGCUGGAUGCAGCUCUACGAUCGAUGGUCAUCUGUUGAUGAUAUUGGUUCAUUGGCUGUUAUACACCAGAUGCUCAUAAAUGAUCUUGGGAGGAGCAUUCUGCGAUUCAGGCAAUCUCUGCUCCUAUUACGGUUAAAUUGUCAAAAAGCUGCAAUGUGCAGUUUGCGCCUGGCCCGGAAUCAUUCCACUUCCACAUAUGAAAGGCUUGUGUACGAAGGAUGGAUUUUAUAUGACACUGGACAUCGUGAAGAAGCACUUGCUAAGGCUGAGGAAUCCAUUUCUCUCCAAAGGUCAUUCGAAGCCUUUUUCCUUAAAGCAUAUGCUCUAGCUGAUACAACUCUGGAUUCUGAAUCUUCAUCUUGUGUCAUCCAACUGUUGGAGGAAGCACUUAAAUGUCCUUCCGAUGGUCUUCGCAAGGGACAAGCAUUAAAUAAUCUAGGAAGUAUUUACGUGGAUUGCAAUAAACUGGACCUCGCUGCAGACUGCUAUGUUAGUGCCCUCAAGAUAAAACAUACAAGAGCUCAUCAAGGGUUAGCUCGUGUAUAUCAUCUCAAAAACGAUAGGAAAGCUGCUUCUGAGGAAAUGACAAAGCUGAUAGACAAGGCUCAGAACAAGGCGUCGGCUUAUGAAAAGCGGUCUGAGUAUUGUGAUCGUGACAUGGCAAAUAGUGAUCUCAGUAUGGCUACAGUAUUGAAUCCUCUAAGGACAUACCCUUAUAGAUACAGGGCUGCAGUGCUCAUGGAUGACCAGAGGGAGACUGAGGCUGUGGAGGAGCUUACAAGAGCCAUUUCUUUCAAACCUGACUUGCAAAUGCUUAAUCUUCGAGCAGCAUUCCAUGAAUCAGUGACUGAUUCCUCACGUGCUCUCAGGGAUUGUGAAGCAGCCCUCUGCUUGGAUCCCAAUCACAGGGAUACCUUAGAUCUGUACAGUCGCACGCGUAUUCAAGCACUGAAAAACACGUGAAAUAUUCUGAGCAACAACUAGUCUUGGGGAGUACAUUCUGCUAUUGAAGAAAAAGCAACUGCUUGAGCUUUCAACUUCUAAUUUUGUUCAGAUAUGUGGCUCAAAGCUGUACGACAUUCUGAUGUGUAUGAAUUGUUGACCUAGAUAAACUGGGAAAUCAUUGAGGAAAACAGCUAAUUGGAUUGGUGUACAUAUGAUUGAUGAACUGUUAAAGACACGGUAAAAAGUCGUCCUUGAAGAAGCAAAGCAGAUCAUUUCACAGACAGCAAAAUCAGCAGGCAUACUCACUCUCAUAGUGCUUUGACAUUCUUGGUCAUCAAGAAUUGAAAUUCUCAAUUUUUUCAUCCUUAGUACCCUUUAUACAACCAAGAAAGAGGUUAAAAAUCUCAUUUGUUGCGAAAGUUCAAGACGAACUUUUCUUUCUCCUCUUCUGUAAAACAAUUAAGUGGCUGACGUGCAGAAGUUCUCUGUU
Messenger RNA from Capsicum annuum, 3663 nucleotides. RefSeq names its product ethylene-overproduction protein 1. The transcript has 4 exons. Gene Ontology annotation, molecular function: protein binding. NCBI's taxonomy places the organism in Eukaryota, Viridiplantae, Streptophyta, Magnoliopsida, Solanales, Solanaceae. Bases 291 to 3191 code for a protein of 966 amino acids. Gene Ontology annotation, biological process: negative regulation of ethylene-activated signaling pathway. The record is from RefSeq and is a predicted model, not a curated record.